Hypomesus transpacificus is the source of this 1570-nucleotide messenger RNA. RefSeq names its product oleoyl-ACP hydrolase (gene olah). The transcript has 8 exons. Gene Ontology annotation, biological process: lipid biosynthetic process. Bases 471 to 1250 code for a protein of 259 amino acids. NCBI's taxonomy places the organism in Eukaryota, Metazoa, Chordata, Actinopteri, Osmeriformes, Osmeridae. The record is from RefSeq and is a predicted model, not a curated record.
UAGGUCUACACUUUUCACCCCAAAAAAAUGUGUCAGGAAGGUAAGAGGAAUCAGAAUGUGUAACUAAUAAUAUUGUUGCACAGGACAGUGGUAGCAGAUGUAGAGUGGGCAAAAGGAAAAAUUAUGUUGUAAAACCACACCCGCCCGGAGUUCAGACCUGGGUAGUUGAGAAUGUCCUCCAUUCAGAAGUAACAAACAGGCUGGUGUGUGUGAAAAACAUUACAUUUUUAGACCUGAACCAAACUGAACACUAAAGCGUUUGCCCCUUCAACCCCCAUGGGACUGGAUGGGACUGGACUGGAUGGGACUGGACUGGAUUCAUGAAAGUGAAGAAAUACAAGUAUCCCACAAAUCAGGUGUGGGAGGCGUUUACUUGAAGCCUCCAGUGGGAAUCAUGUUAAACGGAAACAGUUGGACAUUCAGAUGGUGAGGCUGGAAUACUUUAGUGGCCCCUUAACUCAGAGGUAGAAAUGGACUCAGCAAGAAUGGAGAAGUUGAUUAACUGUUUCAGUAAAAAACCAGAAGCAGUGGCCAGGUUGAUCUGUUUCCCGUGGGCGGGUGGCGGCUCCAUCCACUAUGCACGCUGGGGGCUCAAACUGAACAGCUCCAUUGAAGUGUUUUCAGUGACACUUCCUGGUAGGGAGGACCGAAACAAAGAGGCCUUCUUUCAGAACAUGCAGCAGAUUGUGGAUGAAGUCAUCACCGUGUUGCUUCCUGUGCUGAAGGAAAAGCCAUUUGCCCUCUUUGGCCACAGUUUUGGUGCCACGACCACUUUUGCUGUAGCUGAGACCCUAAAGAGAGUUCACAAUCUGGAACCAGUUCACAUCUUCCUGUCUGGUGCCUCUGCGCCAUAUUCCGAGGCUCGUAUCAGCGCCCCAAAGAGAAGUGAUCUUUCAGAUGGGGACUUCAUGCACUGGAUGAUGAUUGUGGGCGGGACUCCCCCUGAGCUGCUGGCUAACCCUGAGAUGCUCAAACACUUCCUGCUUCCUCUGAAGGCCGACCUGCGGCUGCUGGACAACUACAGGUGUGACAGGCCUGCCAGCCCUCUCCUCUCUUGUCCAAUCACAUGCUUCGAUGGGAAGCAGGAUACUCCUCAUGACUUGCAAGCUUGGAAAGAAAUAUCAUCUGGAGAUUUUAUGGUGAGAAUGUUUGAGGGAGGUCAUUUUUACCUGAAACUCCCAGAAAAUGAGAAGGUUAUUUUUGACUACAUUACACAGCACCUGGAGACGUCAGAAAUGGACUACUUGUAAUUUUACAUUUUUUAAGUAGUUUAUAAAAGUUUUAACUCAGUGUGUACAGUACUGCAACCAGUUUUGUGCUCGUAUAACGUCAUUAUUUUUCUGCAUCAGGCCCAAAUGUUCCUUCACAAACACAACUAUCAUUCCUUAGUCUGAGGCAAGUGAACUCUGAUAUACUGUCAUUGCCAAAUGUAUUUAGUAUUCAGCAAGUGCUACAUGUUUCUGUUUGACAGUACUGUUCUGUAAUACAGUACUGUACUUUUUUAUAUAAAUUAAUAAUAAUGGCCUAUUGUUGGACAUUUAAUGUAAAAAAAAUAAAAAAUAAAUGGACA